Messenger RNA from Hordeum vulgare subsp. vulgare (domesticated barley), 1778 nucleotides. Its product is annotated as lysM domain receptor-like kinase 3. Gene Ontology annotation, molecular function: protein kinase activity; ATP binding. The transcript has a single exon. The record is from RefSeq and is a predicted model, not a curated record. Gene Ontology annotation, biological process: protein phosphorylation. The coding region runs from base 126 to 1523 and encodes 465 amino acids. Lineage: Eukaryota; Viridiplantae; Streptophyta; Magnoliopsida; Poales; Poaceae.
AAUAUUUCGUAUACAGAAAGUUUCAAAAUGCAACAGGGUGUUUGACCUGCAUUUGACCGGUCGACCAGCCGUCUUCCUCCUCCUCUCGAGGCAACAGGUAAAGCGAGAGAGAGAGAGAGAGAUGGAUGGAAAUAGACGAAGGAAAAAAGAAAGAAACCCAAAGGCGAAACCUUUAUUACGCCAGCAAACUGGUCGGCGAGGAAGGAGAGCGGCGUGGGGAAGAAAGAAAGUCCGACGAGCUUCCUUGGUCGCCGAUGGUUGGCGUCCGCGGGCAUCAGAUGUGCAAGACCAAGAGCGCCACGGCCACCGCCGCCGCGCCGUCGUCCAUGGCCCGCUCCUCCGCCGCCACCACCACCCCGACGGCCACCGCCCACGGCCGCCGCUCGCCCCGCGGCACCAACGGCACCCACCCGACCUCCUUCUCCACUUCCUCGGCGGCGGCGCUCUCCACCUCCUCCUCCUCCGCGGCCUCCUCCCUGCAGGCGCUCAAGGACUCGCUCCCGGACCUCCCGCUCCUCCUCACCUUCGCCGAGCUCGCUGCCGCCACCAAGAACUUCUCCCCGGCGCACCGCCUCGCGCCGGGCUCGUCCAAUUCGUUCCGAUGCGCGCUCCGGGGCCACCCGGCCGCCGUCUUCCGCCGCGCGCUGCGGCGGGAUCCGGCCGAGGUGUCCGCCCGGCUCGCGGUCCUCGGCCACUGCCAUCACGCCGCCAUCGCGCGGCUCUACGGCGCGGCCGCCUCCCCCGACGGCGCCCUCUUCCUCGCCUACGAGCUCGUCCCGGGCGCCGCGCCGCUCUCCUCGCUCCUCCGCGGCGCCAACAACCCGUCCUUCACCCCGCUCGCGUCCUGGCACUCGCGGCUGCGGCUCGCCGCCGACGCCUGCGACGCGCUCAGCUACGUGCACCUGCAGGCCGGGACCGUCCACAACCGUCUCUCCUCCUCCUCCGUCCUCGUGUGCGGCCAGGGCGCGCUCCUCCGGGCCAAGCUGGCGCACUUCGGGUCCGCGGACCUCGCCGGGGAGCUCCCGGACGACGACGACGGAGACAAGGAGGGCAGGCACCGGCGCACGGGGAGCCGCGGGAGGCGGAUCGAGGGCACGCGCGGGUACAUGGCGCCGGAGCUGAUCGCGGGCGGGUCGCCGACGCGGCGGUCCGACGUGUUCGCGCUGGGCGUGCUGCUGCUGGAGCUGGUGUCGGGGCAGGAGCCGGUGCGGUACGAGCUCAACAAGGCGACCAGGGACUACGAGCGCACGUCGCUGAUCGAGAGCGCGGCGGCCGCGGUGGCGGGCGGCGGGGAGGGGGGGAUGCGGCAGUGGGUGGACCGGCGGCUCAAGGACUCGUUCCCCGUGGACGCGGCGGAGGCGCUGACGACGCUGGCGCUGCAGUGCGUGUCCAAGGACCCCGGCGCCCGGCCGGACAUGUCCUGGGUCGCCGCCAAGGUCUCCAAGCUGUUCCUGGAGGCGCAGGACUGGGCCGACAAGUUCCGCAUCCCCACCGACAUCUCCAUCUCCAUGGCUCCCAGGUGAGCUCGGAUCCUAAGUCCUAACUCCUGAUGCCGCCGAUGCCAUCGCCGAUUGAAUUGCUCGCCGGAGCUGUGACUCUGGUCCUAGCUUAGAAUUCGUGUUGCUGAAUGAGUGAUGGAAUUGCUGAUAGAUUAGUUGAUUGAUUGCUGUUGCCGUGGCUAUCACAUGCAUGCUUGUGACGAUGCUAACAACAGAUGAGUGCUACCGCUGCUAAUGUGGACAUGUGUACAGAUGAAUCGCCAUUGCUCUUUGUCCUCU